Messenger RNA from Cheilinus undulatus (humphead wrasse), 4226 nucleotides. RefSeq names its product ALG2 alpha-1,3/1,6-mannosyltransferase (gene alg2). Bases 153 to 1370 code for a protein of 405 amino acids. NCBI's taxonomy places the organism in Eukaryota, Metazoa, Chordata, Actinopteri, Labriformes, Labridae. The transcript is spliced from 5 exons. Gene Ontology annotation, molecular function: alpha-1,3-mannosyltransferase activity; GDP-Man:Man(1)GlcNAc(2)-PP-Dol alpha-1,3-mannosyltransferase activity. The record is from RefSeq and is a predicted model, not a curated record.
GGAAUGCUGCAAAGUUGGCCACAACGGUUGGAUUGAGCCAAAAUGGUACCAUAAGGGUGCAGUUUCAUGACAGUUAGUGUUGCUGCUAUUGGUUUUUGGAUAGGGAUAGUUACAAGCUUUCAAACUUGGAGGGUGGUCAAGAUAUUGAAAGGAUGGUUCGGGUGGUGUUCCUCCAUCCAGACCUUGGCAUUGGAGGAGCAGAGCGACUGGUGGUGGAUGCUGCUGUGGCUCUGAAGUCCCAGGGAUGCAGUGUUCAGAUCUGGACAGCCCAUCAUGACCCAACACACUGCUUUUCUGAGACCCUGGACCCAGAACUUCCUGUGGUAUGUGUGGGUGACUGGCUACCCACCAGUGUGUUUGGUUACCUUCAUGCUCUGUGUGCCUACCUGAGGAUGAUCUAUGUCGCCUUCUACCUGGUUUUCCUCAGCGGGUUGGAGUACGAUGUCAUCUUCUGUGAUCAAGUGUCAGCAUGUAUCCCGGUGCUGCGGCUGUCCCGUCACCGGAAGAAGGUUUUGUUUUAUUGUCAUUUCCCAGACCAACUGCUGACCCAACGGAAGUCACUCCUGAAGAAACUUUACCGUGCUCCCAUCGAUUGGCUGGAGGAACGCACCACUGGCAUGGCUGAUAUGAUUCUGGUAAACAGCCAGUUCACUGCAGGUGUCUUCAGGGAAACCUUUCAGGGUCUGAGAGAAGUCCACACAGAUGUCCUGUAUCCCUCCCUCAACACCAGAACCUUUGACCAGUCAUCCUCUGAUGCAGAGGGCCUGGAGGGUCUGCUCCCUGAGGGGAUCAACUGCCUGUUUCUCUCUCUGAACCGAUACGAGAGAAAGAAGAAUCUGGGGCUGGCUCUGGAGGCUCUCUCGGCUCUGAGAAGCAGCCUUCCUCCAGGUCCGAGGGCAGGUGUUCACCUGGUGGUGGCAGGGGGCUACGAUGACAGAGUUACUGAAAACGUUCAACAUUACACUGAACUGAAGGAGCUUGCAGCACAGCUCCACUUGGAGGACUGUGUCACCUUCCUGCGCUCCCCAUCUGACACACUGAAGGUGGCACUGCUGCGGGGCAGCGCCGCCGUGCUGUACACCCCAAGCAGAGAGCAUUUUGGGAUAGUUCCUGUGGAGGCAAUGUACUGCUGCUGCCCUGUUAUUGCUGUGAACUCUGGGGGGCCUCUGGAGAGUGUGGCUGAUGGUGAGACGGGCUUUCUUUGUGAGCCCACAGCAGAGGCCUUCUCUGAGGCAAUGGGGAGGCUGGUGGGGGAGCCACAGCUCCGCAGGGACAUGGGACAAGCUGGGAGGAGGAGAGUGCAAGAUAAAUUCUCUCUGCAGGCCUUCUCAGACCAGCUGUAUGGAUACAUCAUGAGGCUGAGCCAGUGAUGGGAAACCUGGAGGAGAGGCUGGAAAUGUUGGAAAAGUUUGCCUUGCUGAACUGUCUUUGGACGACUGCAGAGUUUGAGUGGGUUUCAUCUUUCAGAGAGAGAGAGAGAGAGAGAGAGUGAGUCUGUCUGUGCAUGGAGGCAGUGAAGGGGUUUUCUAAGGACUUAGAGGACAAUCAAUCAGCAUUCCCCUGGAGGGGUUGCUGUGAGAAAAAAAAAGGACGGAAUCUCUGUACCAAUUAAGAAAAGAGUAACAAGUUUGCCUACCCUGUCUUUGGAAAAAAUACCUCCCCUGCAAGAGUGUGUGCAAUGCUACAUGUGUAGCAGCAAAACCACAAAGAGCCCAGCAAAUGAGCGAGCCAACAGGAUUGAUUGUUAGAGUUAGAAAUAGUUUGCACUGUUUGUUUUUUUAGUCUUUGUUUCUGUGUGUUUGUGGGAUAAAGAAGAAUGUAGUUACCACUGUGUCCCAUCAGCCAUUGCACAGUCCCAGAUCGAUAAACGGGAUGCUUUCCACUGCUUCCUGUCCACACAGAGCUUUGUUCCCACUCCUUGCAUUCAGAAGAGGCUGGCCUAUCCGUGACUCCUGCAGCAGCGUGGAGGUUAUUAGCAGAUGAUAGAGCGUGUUUGGCUUUAUUAGAGGUCUGGCUGAUGGGCAGCGUGUCUUUGUCUGGGUCAUUAUCAAGCAGGAGAAUAACAGAAGGUCACUGUGUCUGCGCUGUGCUGGCCUCCUCUACCUUCCUACUGUAUAGAAAUGCUCUUAUUGACAUUCCACAAGUCUUAAUAAACAAGAGGACACAUAGUUUCCUGACUCUUAUGGGCUUUGCUUUGUGGGUAAGUUGUUUUUGGCCUUCAACAGAGUGAGCUAAGGAUUCUGUGGGUGAGCAUUCAGACAGAAACAUUGUUAAUGCUGCACCAUCUCCAUUUGCUAGCAUUCACACAGUGUUGCUGCAAAAACUUUUAUGUUUGCUCAUUAACAAAGUCAGUGUUUGAUAUGAACUCAAUCCACUUCUCUACUAUUAUUUACAGAGUUUCAGUUGUCUGAGCUCUGGUUUCAUUUUCUUCUGAAAGAGCUAAUUUUAAAAUAUGGGUAUUUAAGCUCCUGUGAGAAGUUUUUACCUGAUUAUAAAACAGACUGAUAUUUAUAUGGAUGACUAAUUAUAUCCCACAAAGCAAACAAGAACAUCAACAACAAGAUUGAUUCUUUCUACAUAGUUAUUAGUAAUGCCUAUAACUGCAUUUGGCUGCAUUGAGACCGUUUAAAGCAGUGGUUCUCUGCUGUUUUGACAUACAGACCCAUCGUCACGUCCUUGUGAAAAUUGGGACCAGUUAAAAAAAAAAAUGAAAACAAAUAAAUGUAUUUAUUGGAGAAUGAUUCAGUUUGGACCUCAGAUGGAACAAAACAUGAUAAAAAAAAACAGGAAAAAACAAAUAUGUCUGAAAUGCAUUUAGUUACAGAAGGGCAUGCAUAUACUUUAUUUGGGGCUGGGCAUCAAGGGUGCAGGGACCCUAUUGAAAUUAAAGGGAUAUUUCUUACAAUUUGUACUACUCCGUGCUUUAAAUUGCCAUUUUACAGGCCUAAUCAUACACCAAAACUCACCAAAUUUUGCAGCUUGUUAGGUCCUGUUGGUUUCAUGCAUGUUUGUCAAAAAAGGCUUUUUUUGUGCCCCUUUACAAAAUGCACUCUGAAUGAGACAAUGGCAGCCCAGUUACCUUCAAUGUCUGAUGAUUUGAAAAAAAAAAAAAAACAGCUCUCAAUAUGGAAUAAAGAUUUCUCCUCUCCAUUCUUCCUUCUGUAGGGAACCACAUAUGAAGCCAGCUGAGUUUAUUAGCUCCCGUCCCUGAAAAGAUGUUAAUCUGGGAGACUGAUCCUUUUAUUGCUUCACAAAAACAGGGCAAACAUCAGUGACAUGCAUUCAACAAUACACACCUGUCAACAUGUCAUGGGACAAAAUGCUUCUCUGGUUUCCAAACAUGUCUGCUGAUUAUAUGAGCUGAGAUAAGCACAUGGACUAAAGUGCAUUAAGUAUUAAAUCAAUGUAAGGAGAAGUUUAUCGUUUCAAUGACUUAAAUGGACACAGAGCCUUUAAUAUAAAGGUCCGAAGCCAUCAGACAGCCUCAUAUAAUACUCACUUCUAUCAGGUUCAAACACUAUGAGGCAUCAAAAUAAAAUAAUUUGCUAUUGUUUUUGUUUACAUAGUGAUGAUGUGCAUUGAGUUUUCAAUCCCUACCUCACACAUUGAUUGUAACAUUUCUUGAGUCAAUCUGAAAAGCUGAAACGCAUAUAUUUAUACCAACAGUGACACCACCUUAGUUUCAGAAAGGAAAAUGAUUGUCCCUAUAGGUCCAAUUAGUUCAGGUGGAUUUAUUUAAAAUAGAUAUCAUGUGAUGGAUUUAUGUGAGGGAUCUUCUUAUUUUUGCUACAUGUAAAUGAAAAUAAAAGCCUGAUAGUCGGGAUGUGUAGGAAACCCCAGUUUCCAACUUUGGCAUGUGUUGCAUUGGUUUACCCGUCACUUCUUAUGUCUUCAUUUAGAGACUGGUUCAUAUUAAUAUUAAUAUGAAUCCAUAAUAUAUGAUAUUUAAAAUGAAAUUUGUCAUGUCAGUCUUAAGAUACUUUAAAAAACUGCUUUGCAAGGUCAUCAAAACAAAAAACAACAUGAGAACACCCAGAGCAGUAGAUCAAGAUACAUAAAAUAAAAAUCUUAAAGGCAAGCAAGAUAAAAUGAUCUCAAAAUCUCUGAAGAUAAAUAGACUAAAGUUUGUUGCAGAUUUUCAUCUCUGGCUCAUAAAAUAGACUGCUUUGUCAAAUAUGGUCUUUCCCAUAUUAUCAUAUGCAUUAUUAUUAUUAUUAAGUAAUUUU